ACUCUGAGGACAGAAGCCAUCAUGUCGCCUUCAACAAUCUCUAUUGUCGCUAUAUCUGUUUUAGUUUGUAUAUUUUUUGGUACCCUUGUGAGUCUCGUCGUAAUGUGUAAGAUGAAAUUUCAACGACGAAAAUCUAGUGAUACAAGUGACGAGUGUUCUCUUUAUGAUGGGGGUAUUAGUUCAGUAUCAAGUAUUGAUGAAUACAACGAUCCCCAAGCAGAAGCCCGAAUAGCUGCCAACAUGCAGUUACAUGAAUUUUCUGUGAAUAAUACAAACCUUGAUCGCUUAUUACAAGAUGAAGAAUGGGUAGAAGAAAUGAUGAGUCUCGCUCCCUUUUGUUUACAAAUCUUAAAAAAUUGUCAUGCUCUUACAACUAAACUAAAGACAAUGACUGUCAGUCAAGCCAAGGAAAUAAAGCCUUUGGAAAAGUUGGAAGAAAUUAUCAGAGUAGCUAAGAUGAUGACUCCUCGUGUUGAUGAUUUAAUAUAUAGUAUGUAUUCCCCUUUGGACCACCACUUACUCGAAGUCAAGUCUAAAAGACUUAUUCAGAUAGUUAACCAGCUCGUUGUUGUAACUCGAAAUGUUCUCAGGUUGGGGGAUUUUGAAGCCUUUGUAAACGUUUGCCUUGCUGACCUAGACCGCUUACUCAAUGAAAUAAGAGGUUAUGCCGAAAGUAUUGAAAGAAGUUCAAGGAAUAGAGAAGAUCUCAGCUAUGUUAACACCAACUUCCAACACGAUUGUGAAGCUGCUAUAUAA
Messenger RNA from Dimorphilus gyrociliatus, 756 nucleotides. The record is from the annotation of a GenBank genome assembly. NCBI's taxonomy places the organism in Eukaryota, Metazoa, Annelida, Polychaeta, Dinophilidae.